This is a messenger RNA of Fusarium venenatum, 1692 nucleotides long. RefSeq names its product heterokaryon incompatibility protein-domain-containing protein. NCBI's taxonomy places the organism in Eukaryota, Fungi, Ascomycota, Sordariomycetes, Hypocreales, Nectriaceae. The record is from RefSeq and is a predicted model, not a curated record.
AUGAGGCUCAUCAAAGCCAAAGUUUUAGUUGAAACUCAGUGUAUCUCCUUCAAGGAAUUCUAUGGGGAUCUACCGGAAUACACUAUCCUCUCACACACCUGGGAGGGUGAUGGAGAGGUCACCUUCCAAGAGUGCAACGCCAAGUCUUCAAAAUCAAAAACAGGAUACGAAAAGAUCACCAAAACUUGUGAGCUAGCUCUCGCCGAUAAAGUCCAAUAUGUGUGGGUAGAUACCUGCUGUAUCGAUAAGUCCAGCAGCGCCGAGCUCACAGAAGCUAUCAACUCUAUGUUCCUCUGGUAUCAGAGGGCCAAAUUCUGUUAUGUGUAUCUAUCCGAUAAGGUUGAACAAUUUCCACUUGCGAAAUGCAGGUGGUUCACCCGUGGGUGGACAUUGCAGGAACUGAUUGCCCCUACGUCCAUAUCAUUCUACAACCAAGCAUGGGACUUUAUCGGCUCUAAACGGAGCCUCUUGGGCUCUCUUUCGGACAUCACUUCCAUUGAACAGGAGUUUUUGGGCCACAUGGCUCCGAUCUCCUCCGCUUGCAUCGCUAAGCGACUUUCGUGGGCUGCAAAUCGACAGACUACUCGUGUAGAAGACAUGGCGUACUGUUUGCUUGGUAUAUGCAACAUCAACAUGCCAAUGCUAUACGGAGAGGGCGAGAAUGCAUUUCGGCGUCUUCAAGAAGAAAUUAUUAGAACAACGUAUGAUUUAAGUCUUCUUGCGUGGACGCCACCUUUUUCCACGUCAGAGGAGUACUGUGGGUUUCUCGCUACUUCGGUGAAGCAUUUCGCUUCGUGCUCAAAGAUGUACUCGGUGGCAAACUCUCUGCUGGAUGAAGGCGAGAUGAGCAUCUCGAACAAAGGUCUCAGACUUCGCGCCCGAGUAUACUUGCUUGACUAUUCGGAGCUGAGUUAUCCCGGGCUCGAAGAUAUCACGUAUCGAUAUGUACUGGAACUGGACUGUAUGGCUCCUGGUUACGAGGGAGAAUUCUUGACCAUACCCAUGCGCAAAAUUGGUCCGAAUGCGUUUGUGAGAGCGCGGGGCUUCGAGGAAGACCGAACCAUCCGCAAAUUGACAGCUUCUACUUCUUUUUGCCUAGUCCCAGCAGUUGCAGGCGGCAGUAUAUUCCACACUGUCACUCUUCUCGCGAAACUACCCGAACGAAGGAUACAGCGACCUCUAUUGAAGGCAAACCACUCUGAUCUUGUCUCAUACAGCCGUUUCACAAUGGUUACGAUCGAGCUGCCGCCCGAAAUAGCAAUUGUCUCUAGUACUGAGCUGCCCAAUAAGUUCUGGGACAUGGAGGAUAGCGUCUUCUUUGGCCCUUAUGGGUCAUAUCAGAAUUGGGGCGCGUUUGUGCUUAACACGAAAUCUUUGUUUCUCUGCUUCUGGCACAAGGGCGCAACAGAGUGGGCUCUCAGGGGAACACUACUUGAUAUGAGGAGCUCCAGUGUAUAUGCAUUAUGGAAGGAUCUUUUUCUCUCGGCAGAUCAGCUGGGUUACCAGCAGCCGGUUGUUCAGAACUUUUUGAACAAUGCACAAAGCGAGAUGAAGACUUCGAUUGAAACCAAGAACGAGGGACGGAACAUCAAAUUGUCUUUUACCGUUUUCAGGAAGGAUAACCCGAGUUUAUGUAGUGGGCCACGGUGGAGGGUUGUUUUUCGAGAAGACGUUGUAAAAUCAGCAUCUUAA